CGAUAGCAGAUAGCAAGUAGCACAUUAAAAGUGUAGUUUUGCUUCAGCCUUUCUUCAAGAUACAUCAAACAUGACAUCAAAUUCAAGUGUCCUUUUGCCAACAGGGCAAGCAAUGCCCAUUCUGGGAUUUGGAACUUGGAAUAUAAGUGGAAAAGAGUUAGAAGUAGCUCUCGAUGCAGCUUUGACAGCAGGAUAUAGACAUAUUGAUACUGCCACUGCAUAUGAAAAUGAAUGUGUUAUUGGCAACGUUUUAAAAAAAUGGUUUGAUGCUGGCAAACUCAAACGAACUGAUUUGUUUAUAGUAACAAAGCUUCCUCCUAAUGGUAAUAGAGCGAAAGACGUAGAAAAGUGGAUUAAAAAAUCACUUGCAAACUUGCAAAUAAGUUACUUGGAUUUGUAUUUAGUACAUGUACCAUUUGCAUUUGAAAAUGGAGAGGAUUUACAGCCACGUAAUGAAAAUGGAGAAAUAAGAAUUGAUGUAGAUACAGAUCAUUUGCAAAUAUGGUCAGCCAUGGAGAAACAAGUGUUGGAAAAACGUACAAAAGCAAUUGGAUUGUCCAAUUUCAAUAUUGGCCAAAUAAAAAAGAUCUUAGAUAAUACCAAAUUACCUGUUUCAAAUUUGCAGAUUGAAUUGCAUGUAGAUUUUCAGCAGAAAGAAUUGGUAAAGUUUUGUCAAGAUAACAAUAUUAGUAUAACAGCAUAUUCACCAUUAGGUACACGUGGAGUCGUAACAAAAAUAGGAAAAACAGAUACCAUACCGAAUUUAUUAGAAAAUCCAAUCGUGUUAGAAAUUGCUGAGAAGUAUAAUAAAACUCCUGCGCAAAUAUUACUCAAACAUAUUAUUCAAAAAGGUAUAAUAGCUAUACCAAAAAGUUCAACACCUACAAGAAUUAAAGAGAAUAUCCAGUUAUUUGAUUGGGAACUGCGAGUUGAAGAUGUUGACAAGUUAAAUGCUAUUGAUAUGGGAGAAUCUGCACGUAUAUGUGAUUUUUCUUUUUUUAAAGGUAUUGAAAAACACCCAGAAUUUCCUUUCUAAUAUUGUGUUAAAAUUUUACCUCUUAUAUGACUUAUAUCUUAUUGUGUUGCAUUUUUUUAUAUAUGAAAGAUAAUCAUUUUAAGAGAAUGUUAUCAUAUAUUUCAUAUAUUAUAUAUAUAAAAUUGUUGAUAAAUAAAUCUUAUUAAAUAUAUAUAUAUAUAUAUAUAUAUAUAUAUAUAUAUAUAUAUAUAAAACAAAUUUAAAUAAACUAAAGACUAUAAAAAUA
Molecule: messenger RNA, 1262 nt
Organism: Cataglyphis hispanica
Lineage: Eukaryota; Metazoa; Arthropoda; Insecta; Hymenoptera; Formicidae
Product: aldo-keto reductase family 1 member A1-A-like
Exons: 4
Coding region: 71-1036 (321 amino acids)
Molecular function (GO): oxidoreductase activity
Source: RefSeq, a predicted model, not a curated record